Messenger RNA from Schizosaccharomyces japonicus yFS275, 525 nucleotides. Its product is annotated as proteasome maturation factor Ump1. Gene Ontology annotation, biological process: proteasome assembly. Bases 76 to 450 code for a protein of 124 amino acids. Lineage: Eukaryota; Fungi; Ascomycota; Schizosaccharomycetes; Schizosaccharomycetales; Schizosaccharomycetaceae. The record is from RefSeq and is a predicted model, not a curated record. The transcript has 2 exons.
AACGAAACGUACCGACCUAACAAUCCUAUUAUUUACUCUACUCCUGGUAGACGACACGAACUCUCUGCAAAUAUAAUGGAAUCCAACGCGUCAACAAUUUCGGGAAACUACAAAGCCUCUGUAUUUGAACCCAUAACACCUGUUGUAAACAGUGUAGAAGGCAAACAUCCUUUGGAACAGCGACUUGCUGGUUGGGAACAAAAAGAAACACAAAAGCGACUCGGUAUGAUGCGCCGUAUUUACGGUAUUCACGAACCCGUAAGACGUGAAAUUGAAAACAAAUUUGCUUCUCAGGACUUUAGACCUUUGGCUUUAGGAGGUCCCACAUUACUGCAUCAAGAGAUUCUUGCAGGAAAAGAGGCGUCUGUCGAUGAGACCGACAUCUUCGUCACUCCUGCCCCUAUGGAAAUGACUUUGCAAAACGAAAUGUCAUUGCGUUACGGAUUUUAAUGAAACGGACUCCUGUAUUUUAGACAGUUCAUCCAAAUAGUUUUUAACCAAAAAGUUUCUAGAAAAAUUGAAGAG